AUGAGCCACGAGAUGAAACCAGGGUUUCUGUCUCUUCCUAGAGAACUACAGCUCAACAUUUUGAGCUUUCUUUCUUGCCGAGAUAUCCUUUGUUGUACAUCCGUAUGUAAGGUCCUUUGCCAAAUGUACAUGUCCUCUUCCGAGCUUCAGUACAUCGUCGAACUCAGUGGCCAAUGGUUGCUCCAUGUUCCCAAUUCGGACAAUGAGAGCAUCCCUGUUUCCAAGCACCUACAACUCUUGAGGGACAAAGCUCAUGCAUGGUUCAAAGUCGACCCUAACUCUUUCAAAACAGUCUCUCUACCAAAGAACAUGUACUCUGACGAAAAGUUCGUCGCAGAUGGGCAUAUCUACUUGUGGGAUAAAGAAGAGGACAUGGCCGCAAUCGUUCCGAUACUUCCAAAGCCCUCACAAAAAACAGUCAAGCGCAACUGGUCUCCAGGAACAUUAUUUUCAGUUCCUGACUCACGCAACCUCGAUAUAUUUGUGGAUCCAGCACAAAACCUGAUCGCCAUCGCGUAUUCUGACAAUAUAUUCGACUUGAACUACGAGACACUCUGCAUCAGCCUUAGAGUCCUGGAUAGGGAUGGUGUUCACCCCCAAGCUGCUGGAUGGACAUUGUUUUCGUCGAUACUGCUUGCAUCCAAGGACGAACACUUUGUUGCAGAAAGUGCCAAGCUCAAGGGAUUUGGGAGGCAUAUUGCUCUGCGGCGCUCAUUUGUGUAUCCAUUCGAGGAGAUGUGGCAGCUGCAUAUUUGGGACUGGCAACACUCAACGACAUCUAAUAGCAUCCUCAGUGACACGAAUUACUUACCAAACUCGAUUGAUUUUUGCUUUCUCGGAAACAAUAGGUUGCUCGUUGUCACCGACGAGUUGAAGCUCUAUUCAAUCAAGGAUAUGUCCCAGACGCCACAAUUGCUGGCGUGCUUCAUAAUGCCCGGCCUAUAUCUGAAUAUCCAGUGCUUCCUUCUGAUGGACCAUAUUGAUAGCUCCCCACAGCUACAAGCCCAACAAGCAAUGUACACUUCAGAUCCCAUAAACCAGCUGCUAUGCAUUACUACGGCAGCAAAUAGGACCUUCGUCAUUUCCACAAGGAUGUUCUUCAACCUUGAAGGAAUAGCAGCAGCAAUGCCAGUACCGUGGGAACGCUGGGGUCCUUCAAAUACUCGUGUUUUCGGGCUCUCAGGUGAAUCCAAAGUUCACAUUAGCGGGAAUCGAGUCUUGCAGGCAUUGUCAGUCGGCACGUCAGCCUCAGGUGAUGUGGAGUAUACAUUACUACACAUUUUGGACUUCAGCCCGCUAGCUGUGACGAACAGGCGGGGUCUGGGACGAGUGGUGAAAGAACCGUCUACAGUAUCAGUAGUCGACGAAUGCAUUGGCUGGCCUCCUUGGAGCUUGACAACGUCCCUGCCUUAUGUUGAGGUCAUCUUGGACAGAAAGUUUGGUUCUGCUGAAUCAGAGUUAGCAGACGUGUGGGUCAAUAAGGAUAGAAUUUAUUUGCUUAGCACAAAGUUUGAUCACAAAGUGGUAGGUUCAGCAUAUUACGCAAUAGAAUAUGACGAGCUAGAAGUCAUUGAUGUUUAGAGUAGAUUUACCUAUGUAGUUGUUCCGCCAUACGACAUA
Molecule: messenger RNA, 1620 nt
Organism: Suillus plorans
Lineage: Eukaryota; Fungi; Basidiomycota; Agaricomycetes; Boletales; Suillaceae
Exons: 3
Coding region: 1-1581 (526 amino acids)
Molecular function (GO): protein binding
Source: RefSeq, a predicted model, not a curated record